UCAAACAGAGAGUGUGGAAGGCGAGAAGCACACGUUCCCUCUCUCCUUUUCUUUAAGUUUAGUAACUGUGUGCGGCUAUAUAAAUUACAUAGUAAUAUUAAAGUACAGAAAAAUCUUCAACAGCGUUUGAAAGCACAUAGAUAAAUAGUAAAUAGUUAAGCGUGGUUUGCAAUUAUAGUUAAUAUUCGCAAACUACAUGACAGCUAGAAAAUAACUACAUAUAAAGUUCAUUAUAACUACAUAAACUAUGAGUACAGCUGUGGACCCUCAAGUGAUCAAGAAAACUCAAGAAGAACUCGGAAAAUUUGUUAAAAAACCUCCUCUUACAGAAAAGUUGUUGAACAAGCCUCCUUUUAGAUUCCUGCACGACAUCAUAAAUGUUAUUGUGACAGAGACCGGGUUCCUCGCUGGCUUGUACACAGAUGAGGAACUUAGUUCUGAAAACAUUAAAGACAAAGAUGCCAAAAUAGCCUUCCUGCAAAAAUGCAUUGAUGCAACAAGUUUUGCAACAGGAGAAAAUAUUACAGUACGACCUAGCAAGAUUGUUGCCGGCCAUGAGGCGGAUAAAACCAAUGCUUGGUUACAGGCUCUUGGGAAGGCGAUAUCACAAAAUGUUGACUCAUCCCAGGCAGUGGAACAGGUCCUUAGCGGAGCCAAGGCGGAAAAACCCAAAAAAUCGGAUAAGAAGUCCGACAAGAAGUCCGAUAAAGAGAAAUCUGACAAGAAACCAGAUAAGGCUAAGAAAGAGGUAGCGCCAAACAAUCGCAGUCUCAAAGACAAAGACCCUAAACCAACCAGAAAUCCCAAACCAACCACCAAAGACCCCAAAAGCACCAAAGACCCCAAAACACCCGCUGCUCGCGCCCCCAAAGCAGGCAAAGCCCCUGAACCUGGCAAAGGCCGGAGAAAUGCCCCUAAUGGCCAAGCAGCAAAGCCCUCGCAAGACAGUGGCUCUCCAUCUAAGAGCUCCAGAAGCAAAGAUGACAAGGAGAAGUCCAGUAGAAAGAGUAAGGAUGAUAAAGAUGAGGCAAAGAAGACUAGCAAGAGCAGUAAAGAGAAGAGUAGCAAGGAGGAGAAGGACGAUAAAAGUAAGAGGAAAUCCAAAAGUGGGGAUGACUCAUCGGAGAAACCAAAGUCCUCGAAGUCAAGAGCCUCAAGCAGAAUGGGCAACGUAAAGGAACUGGAAAAGGAGAAUUCUCCGCCACUCGAGAAAGCAGUGGAUGAAGAGAUCAUUCCCAAUGGACAUGUGGAGGAAGAAGAGGCGAAUCCUCCACCAAGGCUAAAAUCGGCACGACCACCUAGUGCGCGCCCAAGUCUACGCAGUGCAGCAGAUGAUAGUGGCAACAUGUCAGCAGGACCAGAGUCUCUCCUGCAGGUCGAUGGUAAUAUUCAGCCAGCAGAUAGCAAGGGGGAGGAAGAGCCACCUAUUAUACCUAUGGGGGAGAACAAUAACAUUGACCCUGCAAUUCUCAAGGCUAUGGGAGAUCCAAAUAAUGACCCCAUGGCAAACAUGGGUGAGGGACAGCUGACAGCUGAGGCACCAGACUCAGGCGUGGGUUCCUUAGAAUCACCAAAACAUGGGCCAAAGGAGGCUGAACCCCCAGACAGGUUGCCCUCCGCCAGGCCAGGACCUCAGCCCAUGAAAGCAAUCGAGAUGUUUGGUGGAAAUGAGGCUGGAGUCGAGGUCCCACCCCUCGUUCCACAAGUUCCUGUUACCCAAGAAGACCCACCACAAACUGGGGAUGUAAGUAGAAGACCACGAACUGGUCGGCGUUCUGCUCGGCCCCCAAGUGCACGUCCAGCACCGCCAAGGGUGAGAGAACGUCGAGAGAUCCCUAAAGAGGAGCUCCAGCGGCCUCCCACUAGCAAACCAGUAGCCAACGUCAUUCUAGCCUCUGAUGAUACUAAAAAUGACGAUGAAGAUGACAACUUUACCGUGGAAGAGUCAAAACCAAUGUUUGAGGAGGACCCGAUACCUCUAGACCCCAUGGGAGCUAGUGGGUCAGCAGUGGCAGCAGCAGCAGCAGCGGUAGGAGAAGAUGGAGAUGGAGCGGGUCUUUUAGUGGCGCAAAUUCUGGAGUCAAAGAAGGAGCUUGAAGAUGGCAGACGUAAUGCUUAUUCCCCCGAGACACCCGGUCAUCGACGAGUACAAAUUGAAAAGUCGCAGUUGACUGAUGCUAACCGAAGGAAAGAAAGGGAGAUUAUCCAAAAGGAUGUGCAGAAACUGGUAGGCUCCAUCCAGUCAAUCACUAGAUCUGUUAAUCCUUUGGCAAAAAUGUUAGACUACCUGCAAGAAGACUUAGAUUCAAUGCAGAAGGAGUUAGAAACUUGGAGAAAUGAGAAUAAGGUGCUUGCUCAAACCCUCAAACGAGAACAGAGUUUAACCGAUCAAGCACUUGAGCCCCUGAAAAGUCAGCUGGCAGAACUAGAAACAGCAGUGCAGGAUCAGAGGGACAAACUUUCUGCCGUCAAGUCCAAUAUCCUGCGCAACAAUGACAAGAUCUCACGCAUGAUGACAGGCAUUAACCAGAAUGUUUGAUCUUCGCAUUUACAGAAAGGUGUACUUUGGACUGUGUGCUGAAGAGAAUUUGUCU
Penaeus vannamei (Pacific white shrimp) is the source of this 2594-nucleotide messenger RNA. RefSeq names its product TRAF3-interacting protein 1. The record is from RefSeq and is a predicted model, not a curated record. Gene Ontology annotation, cellular component: centrosome; axoneme; ciliary basal body. Gene Ontology annotation, molecular function: microtubule binding. Gene Ontology annotation, biological process: cilium assembly; regulation of microtubule cytoskeleton organization; intraciliary transport. NCBI's taxonomy places the organism in Eukaryota, Metazoa, Arthropoda, Malacostraca, Decapoda, Penaeidae.